CACAAUAGAAUCGCAGUAAACUAACAAGCGACUUCAACUCGAGAAUCAUUCCCGCUUGACGAUAGGGUUCGUUUAACGUACAGUGAUCGAUCAUUGGUCUUUACAGUCUUCAAUCUCAAUUUCUCAGCCAUUUUCUGUUCAAUUUCACGCAGACCGCAUACGGGGGAGAUGAGGAAUCGUGCUGCGGCGGCAUGGGGAGUGGCAAUUGUGUGUUUCGUGGUACUAAUGUUGGUGACUCCCAAAAUCCCCCAGUCUCAAGAGUACCAUGACUUCGCCGACCAACGUGAAUUUUUCGGGAUACCAAAUACAUUGAAUGUGAUCUCGAAUUUCCCCUUUUUGAUCAUUGGUCUAAUAGGUCUAAUACUUUGCUAUUUCAGAAACUAUUUUAAGCUGAGAUUGCAGGGUGAACUCUGCGGUUGGACAUGUUUUUAUAUUGGCGUGGCAGCUGUUGGUAUUGGAUCCUCUUAUUAUCAUCUCAAGCCUAAUGAUGAGCGCCUUGUAUGGGAUCGCUUGCCGAUGACUAUUGCAUUCACAUCUAUCAUUGCGAUAUUUAUAAUUGAGAGAGUAGAUGAACACAGGGGAACUCUGUCCAUAAUCCCUCUCCUUCUGGCUGGUGUAGUCAGCAUAUUGUAUUGGAGGUUUUUUGAUGACCUGCGCCCAUAUGCUGUGGUACAAUUUGUACCUUGCAUAGCAAUACCAGUAAUGGCUAUAUUACUGCCUCCUAUGUACACACAUUCCACAUAUUGGCUUUGGGCUGCAGGGUUUUAUCUCCUAGCUAAGAUUGAAGAAGCAGCUGACAAACCCAUUUACAGUUUGACUCAUCAUAUUGUGAGUGGGCACACUCUGAAACAUUUAUGUGCAGCAAUGGUCUCCGUCUUCUUGACUCUUAUGCUUGCAAAGAGGGAUAUUGCAGAAGAAAGGCUCAGUUUAUUGCAGAUUUGGAGAAUAUCAUGGAAAAAGGUUAAGAAAAAUGGUAACAAUGUGGAGAAUCUCUCGUGUACGUAUUCUGUUGUUCCAGUUGUUGAGGAAUCACAUUAACUCGGAGUUCCAGAUAACCUUUUCCAGGAACAAGAAAUACUUCAAUACCAUUUGUUUAACCUGGAGUAUCUAACUCGUCCUUAAUUAGUGUAUAUAAAGCACAAGUUUUAAGUGAAUACCUGUAAUAGCUGUGACUCGCUGUUAAAUGUGAUAAGGUUUUAAUCUUUGAUCCUGUAACCUUGGAUCUAGCUGUCUUUAAUAUGGAAGAAUAGAUGGGAAUCUUCUUAUCUUAAUGAAUUAUGUUAAUGGCAGUUUCUUCUGAUACAGACACAUUUUACCUCUGUAAAAAUUCAAUCUGAGUUUUAACUUAUUGGGA
Molecule: messenger RNA, 1354 nt
Organism: Olea europaea var. sylvestris
Lineage: Eukaryota; Viridiplantae; Streptophyta; Magnoliopsida; Lamiales; Oleaceae
Exons: 7
Coding region: 169-1038 (289 amino acids)
Biological process (GO): ceramide metabolic process
Cellular component (GO): membrane
Molecular function (GO): hydrolase activity, acting on carbon-nitrogen (but not peptide) bonds, in linear amides
Source: RefSeq, a predicted model, not a curated record